AUGCCGCGCUCCCCUUCGCCCCCCCGCCUGCCACACCGCCCCCGCACAUACAGAGACGACAGCCCCCCCUACCCCCCGCGCGACGACUACCGCUUCGCACGGGAACCCAGGUAUCGCAACACCAACUACGACCGCAAUGAACGUCCCGACUGGCGGGACAGGGAGAGGGACGAUGAUAGAGACUGGGACUAUCAAAGACCGAGAUAUCCUGCGGGCAGGACGAGCUGGUUUUCGAGGGAUAGGGAGAGGGAUGAGAGGAUGACGGCUCGGAGCCCGUUACCUAGAAGACCCGUCGCACCGCCUAUGGACAGGGAGCGGGAACGGGAGAGAGGAAGGGACGAGAGGGCGACGUCUAUGGCUGCAGAAGGAUCUGCGAAAGCGAGGUCAGAAGGGACGCCCGAAGAGGGCCAGAUCACUUCCCCAGUACACCCGCCGCCGGCUCCUCCUGUGCUGCCACCGAUCUCGUCCAUGGCGGGUCUCCCAGCCCGCCCGCACUCGCCACCAAUUCGCUCGCCUGCUAUCAGAAGACGAACGAGAUCCCCGCCGCCUUUCAGGAGGGUCGAGAGAGACAGCUGGAGAGAUCGCGACAGGGAGGUUCGAGAAAGGGACUGGGAUAGAGAUCGAUUUUUCCGUCGACGGUCACCAUCUCCCUACUCGCCUCCAGUCCGCCGUCGAAGAUCUCCUUCCGUCUCAUCAGCAUCCACCCCUUCAAGAUCAUCACGCUUGUCUCCCCUCAAGCGAGCCCUCUCGCCAGUGUCUGACCGAAGACGAUCGAGAUCACCGUCCGAAAAACGCUCACGUUUCGAGCCCCCACAUUCUCCAUCACCACCUCUACGUUCCGAGCUCAACACGCCUUCGCCACCACCUGCUACUGCUCCCGAGGUGUCUGCACCCGCACCUGCCCCGGCCCCCGCCAGGCCGGUUCCCAUCGCUGUGCCUCUGAGCGGCUUGAACCAGUUUGCCAAACGCCCGCCUCCCACCGGCCUACGUUCAAUGGGCGGCGCUGCUGCACCAGGAUUCGCACCCCCUACCGGUCCUCGUGCCCUUGCGCACUUGUACGGUGGCCGCCCACCACCUACAGGCCCGCGAGCUUACGCACCGCUAUCUACAGCAUCACUAGCCUCAGCCGGUCGCGCGACAGCAAUGAUUCCCACCCCAGUAUCAGUAACCCCCCCGCGGGAAGAGGUAGAGCUCCCCCGAGCGAGCAGAGCGCCGUCAGAGACGCCUUCAGCACAUUCGACGAGCACGAAAGAUGCACCGCCCAGUGGACCCAGGUUGUCGUGGUCGGAGAGAAGAACGUUACCGGCACAGACGCCGACGCCUGGGCCUGCAUCUGGGCUUACGCUGGCGCCGGUUGCUGCUGUGGCGAGAGCGACGACGAGCCCGUAUGCUGCUUCGCCGAACGUAAACGUAAACACUGUGCGAACGCCUUAUAACCAGCCAGCAAGCUCGUCGCCUACCUCGGUCUCUGCUACCGCUUACCCUGUGUCGGCUGAGCAGGAAGAUGUAAAGCCGCAGGUUGAAGAGCCAGUGUUGAGUGAAGAGCAAUUGGCAGAGAUGAGGGCGAAAGAGGAGGAAGCGAUGGUCUUGGCGGAAUUACCAGCUGUUGCUGUACCCUUCGGAGGCACACAGUGGGAGAUUGAUCUCGCAAACCACCAUCACCACUAUACAUCCCUCCUCCAAAACACCCUACGCACCCACUCUAUUCAACGACACGCCGCUAUGGCAUUGGCAGAUGCAGAGGCGGAGAGGACAGCGGCCGUGGAGAGGAGGAGAAUUUGUGAGGGACAGUUGAUGGCGGGGAUGGUUGGCGUUGGGGUAAUGUUUGGGGCUGUCUAG
Molecule: messenger RNA, 1839 nt
Organism: Cryptococcus wingfieldii CBS 7118
Lineage: Eukaryota; Fungi; Basidiomycota; Tremellomycetes; Tremellales; Cryptococcaceae
Exons: 2
Coding region: 1-1839 (612 amino acids)
Source: RefSeq, a predicted model, not a curated record